This is a messenger RNA of Ectocarpus sp. CCAP 1310/34, 3501 nucleotides long. The record is from the annotation of a GenBank genome assembly. Lineage: Eukaryota; Phaeophyceae; Ectocarpales; Ectocarpaceae.
UGUUGCGCACUCAGCACUCGCUCGGGCGACUGCUGGCAUCUUGCGGCAAGCGCGUGUGGAGGCUGAGAUAUGUCUGACGGGGAAGAGUACGAGUACGACUAUGAGGAUGGCGAGGAGUACGACUACGGCAGCGACAACGAUGGGGAGGCGGCGGACGACCUCAUCGAGAUAGAAAACGCCUUCUACGAGGGGGACGAUGCCAGACAAGAGAACCCCCAGAGAGCUUUAGAGCUGUUCCAGAAGGUGGUGACGCUGGAGGCGGAGAAGGGUCCGGAGAUAAAGUGGCGGUUCAAGGCGUUGGAGCACCUUGUUCGGAUUCAUUUCCUGCUGAAGGAGUUCGACCAGAUGCAGCAGAGGUACAAGGAGCUGCUGACGCACGUGAGCUCUGUGACAAGAAAUGAGAGCUCGGACAGCGUGAACGGCAUCUUGGAUACAGUCUCGGUUUCGGAAGACUUGAGAAUGGUGUCCCAGAUGUAUGAGACAACCCUUUCGGCCUUGAAGGAGGAGGGGAACGAGCGAAUGUGGUUCAACACCUACGUCAAGCUUGCCAAGGUGUACCUGCAAAUCCCCGACUACGUCAAGGUCCAGACGACCAUCGACACCCUCCACGACUCGUGCCGAUUGGCCAACGGUCAGGACGACCCCUCCAAGGGGAACCAGCUGCUGGAGGUGUACGGCAUCACCAUCCAGCUGUGCACGGCCACCAACAACAACAUCCUCAUGAAGGAGGUGUACCCAAAGACGAUCGACCUCAAUGCCUCCGUGGAAGAUCCUCGAAUCAUGGGCGUCAUUAGAGAGCAGGGGGGAAAGAUGUACAUGUCGAUGGGGAACUGGGGCCAGGCGUACAACGAGUUUUACGAGGGGUUUCGGAACUAUCAGGAGGCAGGGAACCCUAACGCGAAGGUUUGUCUCAAGUACGUGGUUCUGGCGAACAUGCUGGACCUUUCGCGGAUCAACCCUUUCGCGGCAAGAGAGGCCAAAGUGUUCCAGGAGGAGAAAGAGAUCGUGGCGAUGAUGGACCUGCGAAUGGCGUACGAGGGGAACGACCUAGCCAAGUUCGAGCGGACGCUGCACGAUAAGCGCAACCGCAUCACGGAGGACCCCUUCGUCAUGACGUACCUGGGACCCCUCAGGCAGCGCAUCCGGGAGUCGGUGCUCAUCCACCUCUGCAAGCCGUACAAGAAGAUCACCAUGGGGUUCAUGGCGGGGGAGCUGAGCUUAAAGACGACGGAGGUGGAGAAGCUGCUGAUCAACCUGAUCUUGGACCGCAGGCUCAACGGCAAGAUCAACCAGAUCGAGGGCUUCUUGCUGCUGGACGGGCCACAGGAGACGGCCACCUCCCGCAAGCACGACGCCAUGGAACGGUGGAGCAACUCCCUCCGAUCCCUCUCGUCCUUCGUGGCGGCGAGGGUCGAGUGCUAGCCGGUUGUGGUGGUUACGUGUUUUUUGCACACACACGACGCCGCCUGUGUCUUGCUGAGAACUUGGUGUGGGGCUGGGAUUCUAAUCUCGCGGCAUAUCGUUGUCUCUUCCCCUCUCUUCCUGAACUCGGUCAGGUCCUGCGUGGUCAUACUGUUUGUUUGUUCUUUCGUCUCUCUCUCUCUUUUCUGCCGUCGUGUCUUUCUUUGUUGGCUCGCUUGCGGUUGGCGCGGGUCUUCUGUUUUAUGCUGUUGUCGUCGGUGGUGUUUUUGGUGUUGUCAUCGUUUGUCUUGGCUGUUUGGUCCCGUAGAACGUCCUCCUGCUUCUCUGGAGAUAGGACAUUGGUGCGUGUUGUUAUUGCCCCGCCCCCAGGCGAUUGUGUCGCGAAGUCUCCCCCCUUUUUUCCACGUGGGCUAAAUGGAAACAAGGGUCACGUUUAUCAAAUGCGAUAGUAUGGCUGUGCAUGACCACGGAUGGGGGUCCGUUUUCAUGCUCACCGUUUUCGCUCCCGCUUGCUUCUCUGCAAGCAGCUGGGCGGGGUAGCAUCGGACGGGACUUUUUUUGUUUCUUCCCUUGUCUACCCCGUGGCAAUAUCACAUCUUGUUUACCCUCUGUUCACCUGGAAAUUGGCGUGGCCGGCCGGUUGCGGGGCGCACAGUUGUUCGUUGGUGGAUGGUGCAAAGAUGAAGGAACGCAGACAGCAAGUAUAUAGCAGUGUGGACAACUACCCCCACCUGUAUACAUGUAACAGUUAUCUUGUUCGUCCGCGUACAGAGGGAAAAGAACGGAGGGGCGACCGGUGCUGUGCCAUUGAACUCGUUCUGGAUACAAGAAAUUGCUGCGGUCCUUGUCGACACUUCGUGUGGGUGGUUCCACGGUUUCUGUACCAACUGUCCUACUUCGCGCGAUUUUGUGUUUCGCCUCUCAACGGGACGGGUGGGAUGAUUUCGUGGGCUCUCUUUUUACCACUCCACGGGACGGGCUGUCAUACCAUGAUUACGUAGAUCUCUCUCACGAGGAGGAUUCGUUGCAUGGCAUGGCAUGGGUGGGGGCUGUCUGGUAUCGUAUAUAGAUACAUCACUCGUCCAUGUCGGACCGACUGUGCUGAUGAGGAGCAGACUCCCGUCGACACGGCGUGGACGGUCGGUGUUCUCUUCAGGAACGACUUCUUCGUCGUCGGCGGUGGGGGGUGUCGACUUAAAGGAGGGUUGGUUAGGCUUGACGCACGUUCAGUCGGGUUAGCACCGGGGGGGGGGGUUAGGAGCGCCCCGCUUUUGUGUGUCUGUCGUAGAGUUUGUGGUGUUUUCCGGGGGUGAGGUGUAAGUGACAGAUUAUCGCCUGAGGAACCAUCAGGAAGUAUUGUGUGUCGGUUUUUGUAUCCAUGUGUCCCCACGAUUUCUUUACUUCUUGCGGGGAAUGGUGUUGGUGGCGGGGUCUGGAGCUAGCUGCCUCGCGAGCUGGGCGCUGUGGUUCCAUCGUGUGGAUCUAUUCUUAUUUGUGGCGAGUUUUGUUCUCUCGUUUCUGUCGUCCUCUUGUCGGGAUGGGUUUUCCUUGGUUUUGUAGAGGAAGGGAAGGAGAAAAGACUGACAGCAGUUCGCGUUCGAUUUUUUCAAAGUUGGAUUGCUUGACUUGAGUGCAGUCGGUGGAAAAAGGCGAGGAGACUGUCAAGAGACUGUCAAAAAUUGUCGUGAGACGGUGAACACACUUGACGCGGCCAGCAGACCACAGACCUGUGAACUUAUGUGAGGUGCGAACGAUGCGACCAUUGAGUAUCCGGGUGAAAGGGACGGACUGAAUCAUCCAAAGAGGAGAACCAAUAGAGAUUUUCGGGGCCCUCGACGAUGGCUGCCCCUGGCACUAAUAGUGCCCCAAAUAUGGCGAGCUUGCAAGGAUGUUUCGAGAAGAGAGUGGACGGGCACCUUUGCUCCGGAGACUUGUGCCGAUAACAACGCGGGUGCACCAAGUGCUAGUGCCCCGUGUCCCGACGCCUCGACUCCAGUCAUGCGCGCCGGGGUGCAGAGAAGCCAUAUUUGAACACGACCAAUGCCCGGCGGUUCGUUCAGUAGUAUCUAGCACGUCAGA